AUGCUCGAUCACCACGAUCGCGAGUACGUCGAGUUCUGGGAUGGAGUCCUUCAGCUUCGAAGGACGAUCCUUCCAGGAUAUCAGACGCGUCAGCAGGCUCAGAGCUUGCUUGACCUCGUGGAAACCUACUACAGCACAAAUGAAAGAGAUGAUCUUAAGGGCUUAUUGCAAGCGCUCGUGGACUACGUGGGUCUCCACACCUACGUCAGCCUUGACCUCCUCAACAAAGAUGAAGUCUUGGGAACCAUGCAACAGAUCGUUGAUGGUGUCAACAUACGGGACCUCGAGGUCCUCAGAGCCUCUCCAGCUCCUGAGAAGAUCGAUGAGAGGGAAGAAUCUCCAGAUGCACAACCCCACCCUCCGACGACCGACCCAGACAAGAAACAGUGGGUUUUUGUCUGUGAUCAUUGCACCGCCUACAUUCGACAAAAGAAUGACUUCCACAAACACCAGCAAUAUGGCACACAGAGAUCUGGCUACAACAACAAGAGAACCUUGGACGCAGGAACGCGAGGCCGUACAACAAGAAGAUCACAAGAUCUCGAAUCAACCGUGGCGACAAGGUCGAAUUACCAAACUGACUACGACAUCGAGAAGAACAAUUAUUUCAUUGUCAUCUGCACUAAAAAGCGGGAAGAUACCAACCCAUCCGGACCGUCCACCACUGUCAUUUGUACUGGUGCCAUCGCCUUUCGAUGUGGUCCAUACACUAUGUACGACGAUUGCGCUAGAACGCGUCAGAAACACCAGUUACUCAGAGUCUCAGCGGGACAACAGGUGGUUGCCCAGGGAGGGUCCCUGGAUGGCUGGUCCACCAUGGAUCCUCCUUGGGACUAUACCUGGGGAAGCUGGGCCUGUCGACGGCUCAGCUUCCCCGAACGCAGCCUCUAA
Molecule: messenger RNA, 891 nt
Organism: Exophiala xenobiotica
Lineage: Eukaryota; Fungi; Ascomycota; Eurotiomycetes; Chaetothyriales; Herpotrichiellaceae
Exons: 1
Coding region: 1-891 (296 amino acids)
Source: RefSeq, a predicted model, not a curated record